AGAAAAUGGCAUCGAACUGAUCUGUUAAAUGUCAACAUGUUGUAGGGGUGUGGAUAUUUUGUUAAUGUUAAAUUAACAUUGCUUUCGAGUCCGUUGCGUAGAAUAUAUUCAAUGUUCACAGUAAGCGUGCGGUUAAAGUUUAUUAUCCACAUUCUGUUGCAGUAAGGAAACACCAUAAAGUUUAUUGAUAUCUUCAGGUAGGCAUAGUCAUAACAGAAAAUGGCGGCUAUCAGGAAGAAGCUUGUAAUUGUAGGUGAUGGUGCCUGCGGCAAGACUUGCUUGCUCAUCGUUUUCAGUAAGGAUCAGUUUCCUGAAGUAUAUGUUCCCACAGUUUUUGAAAACUAUGUAGCUGAUAUUGAAGUGGAUUUAAAACAGGUUGAAUUAGCUCUGUGGGAUACUGCUGGUCAAGAAGAUUAUGAUAGGCUUCGACCUCUCUCGUAUCCUGACACAGAUGUCAUUCUUAUGUGCUUCAGCAUAGAUAGCCCGGACUCUUUAGAAAAUAUCAUGGAAAAAUGGAAUCCCGAAGUACGGCAUUUCUGCCCAAAUGUGCCGAUUGUACUUGUUGGAAACAAGAAAGAUUUGCGGCAAGAUCCUGCUACUAUAAAAGAGUUGGCGAAAAUGAAACAAGAGCCAGUUAAACCUGAAGAAGGCCGGGCAAUGGCUGAGAAAAUUAAUGCUUUUGGAUACCUAGAGUGCUCAGCAAAAACCAAAGAAGGUGUUAGAGAAGUUUUUGAAAUGGCAACACGAGCUGCUUUGCAGGUCAAGAAAAAAAAGAAAAAGAAAUGUGUUAUUUUGUAAUUACAUUAGCACUAGCUUCUUUGCUUCAAUAUAACCAAAUAUUUCUUGGUGAUUUUUCAGUGACCUAUUAAUGUUUGAUGUAAUUUCUCUCACUACUUACAUUUUUUACUGUUUUGUAAACCAUUCCACUCUGAAAGCCAUUUGAAAAAUACAUAUUCAAUAGCUCUUUAAUACAAAAAUAUAUUAAUUAUUGCAAUUUUAUGUAAGUCAUUUUAAUUUACUAUUUUUCUAAAUGUUUGUGUGGUAAAUACAGGUUAUCAACGUGUGAUGUUCCAGUUGCCUCUUUUUAUAAGUUACUGUGUUUGUUGAUAUUCAUUAAAUGGCUCCAUUAUUUAACAUCUUAUUUUGAUAUGCUGUUCUUGUCAAUCUUGUGUUGAGGCAACUGGGUAAUUGUACAGAUUUUUUCCAAUAUUUGUGAUCAUAAUUAAAACAUUAAAGCAAAAUGUUUUUCUUCUGAUUCAUGUGUAUGAAAUUUAUCAAAAGCGACACUUUUUGUUACUGGUUACUGCCACUUGCAUUACAAGUAAUAAAUAGUUAUAAUUUUAUUG
This is a messenger RNA of Stegodyphus dumicola, 1346 nucleotides long. Its product is annotated as ras-like GTP-binding protein Rho1. The record is from RefSeq and is a predicted model, not a curated record. Gene Ontology annotation, molecular function: GTP binding; GTPase activity. Gene Ontology annotation, biological process: small GTPase-mediated signal transduction. Lineage: Eukaryota; Metazoa; Arthropoda; Arachnida; Araneae; Eresidae.